This is a messenger RNA of Elephantulus edwardii (Cape elephant shrew), 1047 nucleotides long. RefSeq names its product RNA-binding protein Nova-1-like. Gene Ontology annotation, biological process: mRNA splicing, via spliceosome; regulation of alternative mRNA splicing, via spliceosome. Gene Ontology annotation, molecular function: mRNA binding. The record is from RefSeq and is a predicted model, not a curated record. The coding region runs from base 7 to 1047 and encodes 346 amino acids. The transcript has 5 exons. Gene Ontology annotation, cellular component: cytoplasm; nucleus. Lineage: Eukaryota; Metazoa; Chordata; Mammalia; Macroscelidea; Macroscelididae.
CCCCCCAUGGAGCCCGAGGCCCUAGAUUCCCGCAAGAGGCCCCUCGAAACGCCCCCCGAGGUGGUCUGCACCAAGCGCAGCAACACGGGAGAGGAAGGCGAAUACUUCCUGAAGGUGCUGAUUCCCAGCUACGCGGCGGGCUCCAUCAUCGGCAAGGGUGGCCAGACCAUCGUACAACUGCAGAAGGAGACAGGAGCCACCAUCAAGCUCUCCAAGUCCAAAGACUUCUACCCCGGAACCACAGAGCGGGUGUGCCUGGUACAAGGCACAGCAGAGGCCUUGAAUGCUGUGCACAGCUUUAUCGCCGAGAAGGUCCGAGAAAUCCCACAAGCGAUGACCAAGCCUGAAGUGGUCAACAUCCUUCAACCCCAAACCACAAUGAACCCCGACAGAGCCAAGCAGGCCAAGCUGAUCGUCCCCAACAGCACAGCGGGCCUGAUCAUAGGCAAGGGGGGCGCGACGGUGAAGGCCGUGAUGGAGCAGUCGGGCGCCUGGGUGCAGCUCUCCCAGAAGCCGGAGGGCAUCAACCUGCAGGAGCGCGUGGUCACGGUCAGCGGGGAGCCCGAGCAGGUGCACAAGGCUGUGAGCGCCAUCGUCCAGAAGGUGCAGGAAGACCCGCAGAGCAGCAGCUGCCUCAACAUCAGCUACGCCAACGUGGCGGGCCCCGUGGCCAACUCCAACCCCACCGGCUCUCCGUACGCCAGCCCCGCCGACGUGCUGCCCGCCGCGGCCGGGGCGGCCGGGGGCUUCCUGACCGCAGAGAAGUUGGCCGCCGAGAGUGCCAAGGAGCUGGUGGAGAUUGCGGUGCCUGAGAACCUGGUGGGAGCCAUCCUGGGCAAAGGGGGCAAGACGUUGGUGGAGUACCAGGAGCUCACGGGCGCCCGCAUCCAGAUCUCUAAGAAGGGCGAGUUCCUGCCAGGCACUCGGAACCGGCGGGUCACCAUCACGGGCAGCCCCGCGGCCACGCAAGCCGCCCAAUACCUCAUCAGCCAGCGGGUCACCUACGAGCAGGGGGUGAGGGCCUCAAACCCCCAGAAAGUGGGAUGA